This is a messenger RNA of Dentiscutata heterogama, 147 nucleotides long. The record is from the annotation of a GenBank genome assembly. Lineage: Eukaryota; Fungi; Glomeromycota; Glomeromycetes; Diversisporales; Gigasporaceae.
AUGAAUGUAUCGGAUCAAGCAAAAAUAACAUUAGAUGUUAUUUCUGGCGAGAGAGAAACUCCAAUUAAUGGGACCCCAAUUGAUUUUAUGAAUCUAUACUGUGCUGCUUGGAAUGGCGAUCCAAAGCUUCGUCCUAACAUAACUGAA